GGACCAUGGAAGCUUCUUCUCCUCAUAGGAGACAGUUUCUCUACAGCAUUCAGCGAGCUCUUGAAUACGUAUCAACAGCUUGGGAGAACUCUUUGUCUCCUUCUCCAAACUUCAGACCUCUUCUCAGAUGACAAAACCACGGCAGAGAUUCUCGCUAUUGUGUAUAAAGAUGUCUUGGACUUUCACUUUGAAGCUUUCAAAUAUUUUCAACAACCAAUGUUGAAACAGAUUUACCAUGCGACCUGGAAAACGUACAAAACGAAGUUCUCAGAUUUAAUACACAACUUGGACCAACAUGGAUUGUUGCUUCUUGGCCAAACCACACUUGCGCAGGCGAGAAGAUCAAGGGAACAGGAGAUAGGGCAAAGACUUCGAGAUCGUAGCGACAGAGACUGCCGCGCACGAGAGAGGAUAAUUGGAUGGCUACAAGGAGCAGGCAUGGAUUCCAACGUCAAGAAUGACCAUGCCAAGUUACUAAAAGUCAGAUCCAAUGCACCCAACUCGGGCAAAUGGCUCUUAUCUAAAGCUGAGUUCAAAAGAUGGUUUGGUCGAUUUCCCAGUAUUCCGGCUUUACUGUGGAUUAACGGCAUGCCGGGCGCGGGGAAGACAGUUUUGGCUUCCAUGAUUGUUGAUCAGGCUCAAGCUCUAAGUCACACAACAGUCCUGUACUUCUAUUGUAAGGCUGACAACCCGGAAAAAAAUAACUUCCUUUCCAUUGGGCGAAGACUGCUUCUUCAACUGCUGGAGCAGAACCCGGAACUUCUAUAUUAUUUCGACAGUCAGUACCAGUCAAGCACCGAUGCCACUCUUACCACGAUUUCACAUUUGGAGGAACUACUGCAAAUCGGCAUAAAGAAUACUGCAAGCACAUACAUCAUCCUCGAUGGCCUCGACGAAUGUCCAGUAGAAGAGACAAAGGCCAUUUGUUCAUGGUUUCGGAAGCUGGUUGAAGAUCAGCCAAAUGCAAAUCCCGACCAGAUUCGCUGUCUGUUCGUGAGUCAAGAUGAAAAAACCACUAGACAGGCCUUAAGCGAUAUUGCGAGUUUGAAGAUACGGGCCAGCGACAAUAUGGAAGACAUUGCUGAAUUUUCGUUGCAUUGGGCGUUAAGAAUAAAGAAGAGGUUUGGGCUACGGGACGAAGAACGAGUCUCGAUUGCAAAAAAAGUCCCGGAUGUUUGUGGAGGAAUGUUUCUACUCGCCAAGUUAAUUUGCGAAAAUUUAUAUGAGCAGGCAAACCUUGAUGACCUAUACACCGAGCUGCAGCCGAACACGUUUCCACAAGAAAUUGAUGAAGCGUUAAUAUGGGCGCAUCAUGGUCAGACUUUCCAGCCAAAUGCCCUCUAA
This is a messenger RNA of Colletotrichum gloeosporioides, 1344 nucleotides long. Its product is annotated as Vegetative incompatibility protein HET-E-1. NCBI's taxonomy places the organism in Eukaryota, Fungi, Ascomycota, Sordariomycetes, Glomerellales, Glomerellaceae. The transcript is spliced from 4 exons. The annotation marks the transcript as partial. The record is from RefSeq and is a predicted model, not a curated record.